This is a messenger RNA of Anopheles maculipalpis, 1736 nucleotides long. It is a transcript of the gene Bx42, whose product is annotated as puff-specific protein Bx42. The coding region runs from base 43 to 1707 and encodes 554 amino acids. Gene Ontology annotation, cellular component: spliceosomal complex. NCBI's taxonomy places the organism in Eukaryota, Metazoa, Arthropoda, Insecta, Diptera, Culicidae. The transcript has 2 exons. Gene Ontology annotation, biological process: mRNA splicing, via spliceosome. The record is from RefSeq and is a predicted model, not a curated record.
CCUGGUUUGCAGUUUAUAUGCGGAAAGGAUAACGCUGGUAGUAUGUCGCUAUCCACGGUUUUACCCGCGCCAUCCAAUCCCGUUUGGGAUCGGGAUGAUGAGCGCAAAAUGAAGACACCAUCGAUGGGCGCAUUAGUGAGUGCCAAGGUUGCAGCACCUCCGUACGGUCAGCGCAAGGGCUGGAUACCGCGCACGGAUGCUGACUUUGGCGAUGGAGGUUCCUUUCCGGAGAUUCACGUAGCUCAGUACCCGUUGGGUAUGGGUGCUCCCGGGAAUGCGUCCAAAAAAUCGAACGCACUUGCGGUGCAAUUGGAUCAAACUGGAAAGGUGAAGUACGAUGCAAUCGCUCGGCAAGGUCACGCAAAGGACAAGAUUGUGUACUCGAACAUAAAUCAAUUGCUUCCGGCGGAAGUGUUAGCCGAGGACUCGGAAGAACUGCAACUGCCUGACCAGGAGACGAUCAACGAAAUAACGGAAAACACACGCAAAGCAUUGGAAAAGUUGACCAACCAAAAGAUUGUAUCGGCUAUGCCAGUGAGAGCCGCCGAAAAGCAAGCACCAGCGCAGUACAUCCGCUAUACACCAUCCCAGCAGGGCGACGCAUUCAAUUCCGGUGCAAAGCAGCGUAUCAUUCGCAUGGUGGAAGCGCAAGUAGAUCCGAUGGAACCGCCCCGUUUCCGUAUCAACAAAAAGAUUCCCCGCGGACCUCCUUCACCCCCGGCACCGGUACUUCACUCCCCAACCAGAAAGGUUACAGUGAAGGAACAGAAAGAAUGGAAAGUUCCACCGUGUAUAUCCAACUGGAAGAACGCAAAGGGCUACACCAUUCCGCUCGACAAACGUUUAGCUGCCGAUGGGCGUGGAUUGCAGCAAGUGCACAUUAAUGAAAAGUUUGCAAAAAUGGCCGAAGCGCUCUACAUCGCCGAUCGUAAGGCACGCGAAGCUGUCGAAGCUCGUGCACAGCUCGAGAAGAAAUUGGCCCAAAAGGAAAAGGAAAAGAAGGAAGACAUGCUUCGCCAGAUGGCACAAAGGGCACGUGACGAACGGGCGGGCAUUCGUCAUCCGGAUGCAGCUGGCGGAGAGGGCAUUGCUGCUGCUGGUGGUGGAGGUGGUGGAUCAUCCACGACCGAUUUACGCGAGCGUGAUGAGAUCCGUGCUGAAAGACAUCGGGAGCGAGCGCGCGAUCGCAAUCUUGCUCGAGCGGCACCCGAGAAGCGUUCCAAAUUGCAACGUGAACGUGAGCGAGACAUCUCCGAACAGAUUGCGUUGGGAAUGCCAGCCAAAACGAAUCUGGCAGGUGAAUCACAGUUCGAUCAGCGCCUGUUCAACACCUCCAAAGGUAUGGACUCCGGUUAUGGGGAUGAUGAAGCGUACAACGUGUACGACAAACCGUGGCGUGAAUCGGGCACCCUUGGACAGCAUUUGUAUCGGCCAAGUAAAGCAGUCGACAACGAUGCUUACGGUGCGGAUCUGGACAAGAUCGUAAACACGAACAGGUUCGUGCCGGACAAAGAGUUCAGCGGUACAGAUCGUAGCGGUCAAACCGUCCGCCAGGGCCCGGUACAGUUCGAAAAGGAGGAAGAUCCGUUCGGUUUGGAUCAGUUCUUGUCGAUGGCCAAGAAAGCACCGAAACGGAAAGAAGAUUCAGCGGCAGGGGCUAGUGGUAGCAGCAACCGGGACAAGGAUCGCAAGAAGCGUAGAGAUUAGAUGGACACCGAUUCAUCACCGAGGAUCGC